AACUACAUGCAACGUGUUUUUCCGUGUCAAAUAAAGUCGUGUUUUACAUUUUAACACAAAUACACAUUCACUGCUUUUUAUUUUGACACUCUCCUGUGUGCUGCUGCCCCUGGUCUUGAGCGGUGUGACUGCUUCACCAAAGCAUUAGCACGCACGGAAUUAAACGAAGUGAACCAACAUCUUUAGGGUGGACUUAAAGUGGACGUUAUGGUCGUUUCAUGGCUGAAAGCCACUUUGAGGCACACGGUCGUCCAGCAAGAGCGUUUCGAGUCUGGUAAUGUUUUUUGAAAACAUAUAUUAGACGUUUUCUCGUGAGCGGAUGUGUCCUUGUCGGCUAGCCGCGGAGGUGGCGCGCGAGGCGGCGUCUUAUCAGAAAGCUUCCGCGACGUGAGAUUACAAAAAGUAGACCCCCAAAAUGGCCUCGGUGCUGGGUUGCUUCAAUGGACCCGAAGUGUUGGAGGACGUCAGUCACGCUCGGUGUUUGAUGGGGGAGCUGAAGGCGUUGUACGACAGCCGCCUUCUCUCGGACGUCACUAUCGAGGUAGACCCCGACGGAGAGCCCCUGGAGCCCGGCGGAGGCGGGGGGCCCUCGGGUGACGACCUCGUCCAGCUGUUCCACUGCAGCCGCAACGUCCUCGCCGCCGCCAGCCCUUACUUCAAGAGCAUGUUCACCGGUGGCUUGACCGAGAGCGUCCAGGAGAGGGUGGCCAUCCGCGGCGUGGACGCCGAGUCCAUGUCGGUCAUCGUGGACUACUGCUACACGGGUCAGGCGACCAUCACGGAGGGCAACGUGCAGAGGCUGUACGCAGCCGCCAACAUGCUCCAGCUGGAGUACAUCAGGAAGGCCUGCUCCGGCUUCAUGACCCGCAGGCUGGACCUCGCCAACUGCGUCGGGGUUCUGAAGUUCGCGGACACCUACGACAACCCCGAGCUGAAGGAGAGCGCUCGGGCCUUCAUCGCCAGGAACUUCGGCCAGCUGUGCAUCGCCGGGGAGCUGUGCGAGCUGGAACUGCACCAGUUGGAGGAACUGCUCUCCCUGGACACGCUGGACGUGGCCUGCGAGCGCGAAGUGUGCUCGGCCGCCCUGCGCUGGAUCGAGGCCAACGCGCCGCCCACGAAGGAGGAGGCGCUGCGAGCGCUGAGGUGCGUGCGCUGGAACUUGUUCACCGAGAGGGACAAGCGCUACCUGGAAGGGCUGGCGGCGAGGCCGUUCAUCGAGAAGUACGUGGAGUCCUUCUUCAACCGGCCCUGCGCCGUGUCCGCGUCUCUGGAUGUUCCCAAGCACAGGAUAGGCGUGAGCGCCAAAGAAAUGAUCUUGUUCUUCGGUCUUCCCAACGACAGCAUCAUGUGCUGCGACCCGUACUCCGAGGACCUCUACUUCGUGACGCCGCCUCUCGUGGAUCUCAGCAGCCAGGAUUACAAACGCUCCACCAUGGAGUCCCUCAUUGCUUGUUCCAGCCCGGAAAACAACCUCUACCUGGCGUCCCACCUCUCCAAACACUUCUGGCAGUACAAUCCGGUCCUCAACAGCUGGCAGGCACUCGCGGAGAGGCCGCUGGGGAGGAUUCACUCGGGGAUGGGCUACCUCAAUGGGCACGUGUACCUCCUGGGAGGAAGGAACCCGGUGACGGACGCCCGGCUGAAAGAGGUGGAGUGCUACAGCGUCCAGAGGAACCAGUGGACCUUCGUGGCUCCGCUGCCGCACUCUUUCGGUAAGAUGCAGGUGGUGGCGUUGAACGACCACCUGUACGUGGUGAACAAGCGCCGCAUGCUGUGCUACGACCCGCGCCGCAACCGCUGGCGCCACUGCGGCUCGCUGCGGCGCGACAAGCUGCACAAGGCGUGCGUGUACCAGGACCAGAUCGUCUGCGUGUGCGACAUCCCCGUGGUGAAGGCCUACAGCCCGGCCCGCGGCGAGUGGCGGCGGCUGGCCGACGUCCCCAUCGACAGCCGCGCCCUCAACUACCAGGUGAUCCAGCACGGCGGCAAGCUACUGCUCCUCACGCAGACGCUGCUGCAGCACAACAAGAACCGCGUCCUCAUGCACGAGUACGAGCCGGCGCGAGAGAGCUGGAAGAGCGUCAUGGCGGUCUACGUGUCCACGCUGGGACCCGUGUGCGUUUCCACACGCGUCUACCCGGCGUGCCUGGGCUCGGCGCACAGCUUCUCCACCGAAGAGGACGACGACAGCGGAUCCAGCGCCGACUGGGAUCUGGACGGCUUGACGGACGCCGAUUCCGACUCCGCCAGUUCCAGCUCGUUCUCGGACGAGAACUGGUAGUCGGACUUUUUACAGGGUUGCUGCGGUGAAACGCAAGCCGGCGUGUAUUCGUUUCUUACCAAAAUACAUCAUCUAUUCAUUGCCGUAACGUUGACUUCCACUGUACAUAAACUAACGAUUAAGAACACGAGAUGUGAAUUUACGACAAGACACUGAAUGACUGCGAAUUUGAAUCAGAACAUCAGCGGUCUUUGUUCUCCGUAGCGCAUUCGGGGCACAUCCCGGCUGACUUGGGGCGCUGGGCGGUGUACACCCAGGACUGGUUGUCAGUCCCAAAGUCAUUUGCCAAGAAAUUGUCUACUUCAUUCGUGAUCAAUAGGAUAGCUUCAGUGACCCAAUGAAUAUGGGACUCUUGACCCAUUUUCGGUCCCAAACCUAAAACCCAUCUUGGCCGUUCCCCCCCCAGCUGUUUCCCUUACCUCUGUACUAGUACUUUGUUCAUGAAGUGAUUCCAAAAUGGUGGUUUGUUCCCGACAUGCAGACUCCCUCUCUGUCUCACUGUUUGCCUGAAAACACCUCCGUUGGUCAAUAUUGUGUGGCGCAGGAGAGGUGCGGGGCUUUCUUCUUCUUUGAAAAAGUUCCUCCGAUGUUUUAUUUGUUGUUACAAUCAAAUAUAUGGCCCACAGGCCAUAGCCCCCCGCCCCCCGCUUUCUAUAGACGUGUUCAGCUUAUUAAAGCAAGAUGGUCAUGCCGUUACUACCUGCUCAAUUUCCAGUCAAGCAUGCACGGCUUUCCAAAGUUUGUUCGGGGAGCAAAAAUAAGCGAGCGAGGCGGCUGACGCCGACCGCGCGGAAUUUUUCUCUUGCACUUCAGUUUUGUGUAAAGACGCCAUUUUGUUUCUGGGUUUCGUGGAAGACGUGAGCGACUAGCAACGCAUAUAAAGAUUGCACAUAGUAUGUCUGUUCUGUGUUGAAUUGUAGCGACGCGGUCACAAGACCGAAACAUCUCCGAGAGGUAUUAAAUGAACAAUACGUUUAUUAUUGCGCUUAUUAGAAUUGUUCGACAUCAUACUGAGCUGUUUCUAAUAUAUUGAUUACGUUAUAACUGUUGUUAUACACAGUUGUGCUCCUUAGUUUACAUACGCUGGCAGAAGUUAUGAUUUCCUGGCCAUUUUUCAGAGAAUAUGGAUGAUAACACCAAAACGUUUUCUUUCACUUACGGUUAGUGCUCGGGUGAAGCCAUUUAUUACCAAACAACUGUGUUUACUCUUUUCCUGUCAAUUCUUGGGCUGUCUUGUAUGAAGUGCACGCUUGAGAUCUCCCCAGAGUGGCUCAACGAUUUUGAGGUCAGGUGACUGGGAGGGCCACUCCGGAACCUUCACUUGAUUCCGCUGUAGCCAAUGACAGGUCAACUUGGCUUUGUGUUUUGGAUCAUGGUUAUCAUGUUGGACCUUUUUUUUUUUUUUUUCCCCAGAGAGUUCCGUAUUUCAGCUGAAGUCAUCGGUGGGUGGGCUUUUCUUUGCAUCUCCGCCAAUUUUCCUGGCCGUUGUGGCAAAAAUGUUUGUUGGUCCACCUGAUCGUGGUUUGGUUCCAACAGAAUCUCUCAUUUUCCACUUCUUAAUUGGAGUUUGGUCAGGGUCAUUUGUGUACUUUCUGAUGUCAUUAUGAUUUCAAAGGAGUAAAUGCACUUGUUUGAUAAUAAAUGUCUUCACCCAAGCACUAACCAGGAGUGAAAGAAAAGGUUUGUGUGUGUGAUUGUUUAUAUUCUGUGAAAAAUGGCCAAGAAAUGAUCAAUUCUGCCAGGGUAUGGAAACUGAAAGUACCUCUCUGGUUUCAGUCAAAACUGAGUGCACAAAGAUGUUUGAGAAUUCUGGUGCAUGUAAUGCACCAAUGAUCUAAAGAAGUGCAUUGUGCUGACUCAGGUUUGUUGUUGUUGUUGUCGUCGUUGUACUUUUUAACAACAUUUAUAUGACAUUGAUGAGUUUCUGUUUUUUUUUUUUUUUUUACAUUUUUUUGCUCUCAUUUUUACAUGAGCAUCAGAUAUAUUACCCCAAACACAUUCUCCAAUCUAAACCGAUUAAUAGUUAUUAAUCCUGUCUAAUAGUCACCACAAACUGCAGUACAACCUCGACAGUAACUGUGCAGUUCCAAGUAUUAUAUCCAUGAUAUCGUAUUAGUUACUUGCAUAUUUGCCCGUGUGUUAUUAUUGUUUUAUAUGAUGACUAGAUGCAAUUUUAAUAUAUAUUUUUGAUGUGUGUGAAACAAACUGGAUUACAAUGGCAGUUUUAGUGUACCGGUGAAUAAACCGCGUUAUUGAGUAGCAGCCCUGUUGUUUUUCUGGAUUUAUUUCGUGUAAUCACACCAACAAUAAUAGGAUUUAGGUCAGGACUUUGACUAGGCCACUGCAAAGUUUUCGUUUUGUUUUUCUGCAGCCAUUCAGAGGUGGACUUGCUGGCGCGUUUUGGAUCAUUGUCCUGCUGAAGAGCCCAAAUUCGUUUCAGCUUGAGGUCACGAACAGACUUCAGAAUUCAUGGUUGCAUUUAUCACAGCAAAUCUUCCCGGACCUGAAGCUGCAAAACAGCCCCAGACCAUCACACUACCACCACCAUAUUUCACUGUUUUUCUGAAAUGCGGUGUUACUUUUACACCAGAUGUGAUAGGACACACACUUUCCAAAAAGUCUUGGGGAUCAUCAAGAUGUCUUUUGGCAAAAUUGAGAUGAGGCUUAAUGUUCUUUUGGCUCAGCAGUGGUUUUUGUCUUUAUGUCAAUAUGUCAAAUGUUGUGUGGACAUUAAUAAGGAAAAAUGGCUGCAAUAUAACAAAGAGUGAAAAUUUUAA
Molecule: messenger RNA, 5058 nt
Organism: Phyllopteryx taeniolatus (common seadragon)
Lineage: Eukaryota; Metazoa; Chordata; Actinopteri; Syngnathiformes; Syngnathidae
Gene: kbtbd7
Product: kelch repeat and BTB (POZ) domain containing 7
Exons: 1
Coding region: 416-2281 (621 amino acids)
Molecular function (GO): protein binding
Source: RefSeq, a predicted model, not a curated record